Messenger RNA from Rhodotorula toruloides NP11, 900 nucleotides. Its product is annotated as phosphatidylserine synthase. Gene Ontology annotation, molecular function: phosphotransferase activity, for other substituted phosphate groups. The coding region runs from base 1 to 900 and encodes 299 amino acids. Gene Ontology annotation, cellular component: membrane. The transcript has 6 exons. The record is from RefSeq and is a predicted model, not a curated record. Gene Ontology annotation, biological process: phospholipid biosynthetic process. Lineage: Eukaryota; Fungi; Basidiomycota; Microbotryomycetes; Sporidiobolales; Sporidiobolaceae.
AUGCCAGGCACCGCAGCAGACUUGACAGUCCCGCCAGUCACCGGCUCUCCCGCACAGGCAUCCUCCAAGGCUGCCGCGCCUAUCGACACCCCGCCCGCCGCAGUCGCAAAGGCGCUCGCGAACAGGAGGGAAUCCGCAACACUCGAAGAGGCGCAGAAGCUCGCGGCAAUGAAGGACGGAGACCUCACCAAGAGUCAGAAGGCGCAGAAGGAGAAGGCCGUCGAGGCGGUCAAGCUGAGGGAGUUUGUGCAGGACGACAGGCACUUCAGCCUCGUCAGGAACUUCCGCCUUGCCGACAUCGUUACGCUCGGAAACGGAUUCUGCGGCGCCCUCUCGCUCUUCUCCUCGGCCAAAUACCUUAUCAGCCACGACCAGACCUACAUCUGGCACGCCUUGACCUACCCUCUUGCGGGGUUCAUCUUCGACGCGCUUGACGGCAAGGUGGCGAGGUGGAGGAGGGAGAGCAGCAUGCUCGGACAAGAGUUGGAUUCGCUCGCGGACUCGAUCUCGUUCGGAGUUGCGCCAGCCUUCCUCGCCUUCACCCUCGGCCUCCGUACACCCCUCGACACCCUCUUCCUCACCCUCUUCAUCUGCGCCGGCAUCGCCCGUCUCGCCCGCUUCAACGCGACAGUCGCGCUUAUCCCGAAAGACACGACGGGCAAAUCGAAGUACUUUGAGGGCCUCCCCAUCCCCUCGUCCCUCGUUCUCGUCGCGCUCAUGGCUGUGAGCGUGAAGAGGGGCAAGUUCGAGGGGGUGUUCGGACAGGGCAACGGACUUCCCCUUGGUCUUGUCAGCUGGGCGAAGGAGAAGCUGGGUGUCAGUGUGCACUGGGAGGCGGUGAUCUUUGCGGGAUGGGCUGCGGCGAUGAUCAGCAAGACACUCAGGAUCCCCAAGCUCUGA